CGAACAAAGUGGAAUGGUAUAAAUUCCUAAGUCCUCACGCCCAUUUUCCUAGGUAUUCUAAACGCUUUCCAUCAUCGUCGGACUAAACAUCAACCAUCAAAUCGUCAACAUGGCCACUUACACUAACGACGACGAUACCGCCGGUGUCCCUCAGGCACCUGGCACCGAGCAUACCGAACUGCUCUCUUUUCUACAAUAUUUUGAGACCCUGUUUGUUAUCGACGACUCUUCAAACAUGAAGCGCCAGUGGAGCGACGUGUCCGCUCUUAUCCAAGCCGUCGCUCCGGUUUGUCUGCAGUAUGAUGAAAACGGUGUCGACCUCUACUUUGUCAAUCACAGGCCCAUGCUUUACUUCCCCGGCAUGUCUGUGCGCAAGUCGGGAUAUAACCAUAUUGGUAAAGUCCACAGCGACACCGGGAAGCGUGAUAGCACGCAAAAUAUAUUCCAGGCUGUUAAGCCCGGCGGCGGAUGCAAGCUGGGUUCCCGUUUGAAGAAGAUCCUAGCCUGGUACAUUGAGCAGCUGAAGCUGGAUCCCCAGCGAGCCCCUCUUAAUGUCAUCGUGAUUACCGCCGGCAUAUCAGACGACGACUUUGCGGCUCCUUUGCUCGAGAUAGCCAAAGAGUUGGAUAGCAUGAACGCAGCCGCACAUCAGUUAGGCGUCAUGCUGUUCCAGCUAGGUGAUAACGAGGAAGCGCGUAAGAAGUUCGAACACGCAGACGACGAGAUGUGGAAGCAGGCGCGCACGCGCGACAUCGUCGACACCGUGGCAUGGCGUGGCUGGCCUGCCAGCUUCGGAUCCGACGACAUGGUUAAGGCCGUAUUAGGUGCCGUGUCAAAGAAGAUGGACGGGGCAAAGACGGCUCUUGAAGGAACAACCCCUCCAAAACGCCACGAAACGAACCUCUAAGUUGUCAAGUUGUCACAGUCUAGGGUCUGGAUCUACGAAAGCUAGGGCCCCCGUUAGUAAACAGAUGAGCACGAUGAUUUUCACCACUACUUCAAAAUGCGUUGCAUAUCCUCUAAAUAGCCGACUAUCUAAUGUACUUAA
This is a messenger RNA of Daldinia decipiens, 1048 nucleotides long. RefSeq lists its product as uncharacterized. The coding region runs from base 110 to 907 and encodes 265 amino acids. The record is from RefSeq and is a predicted model, not a curated record. The transcript has a single exon. Lineage: Eukaryota; Fungi; Ascomycota; Sordariomycetes; Xylariales; Hypoxylaceae.